AACAUCGAUUUCUCGAGCGGUGGAGGAAUCGAUCGGUGACGUCGAAAGGACGCGACCCGCGGCGAGCGGGGCGAGGUGGUGGAGGGGUCCCCGACUGAGGAGAGUUCUGGAAACGGGGUCGGGCGUGGGGGGGCCCCCCUAACAGCAGCGCCAGGUGAUAAAACCAGCAAAUGGAGGGUACCGUGUCCCCACCAUCACCUCCGUCAUCAUCGCCACCAUCGUCACCAUCGUCGUCGUCGGAGGAGGAGAAAUUCCUCCACGUCUCCGCCCACGAUGUGCUCGACCUGGAUGAGCAACAGGCGUCCGCAGAGGACACGGGCCGUCGGGAGGAGAAGGAGCAGGAAGGGUCCAAGUCGGUAGAAUGCGCGGGGGGAGAGGAGGAACGGCGCGACCCCAGCGAUGAGGUGGUUCAGCCCACUGACGACCGAGGAGUGGAGUUGGAGGAUGACGAUGAUGACGACGACGAUGCAGGAAUGCCCCCUCUCGAAGACACGAAGCCGUUGGCUAGCGGCAGAGAAACGCCGCCAUCCCACGAAGACGGAGAUGGUAAAGCUGGAGAUUCCGGCCAAGUCCCAGGGCCCAGACCGGAUCCCGCAGGAAACACAGACUCCACCGCCGCCACCGCCGCACUUGACCAGUGCAUGGACGUGUUGGGUAACGGGCUGCUCAAGAAGAAGGUGCUCAGGGAGGGGCAGGGAGACGAGUCGCGGCCGCGGCGGCGACAGGAAGUCACGAUGCGGGUGAAGAGCAUGCUGGGAGACGGCACAGUGGUGGAUGAGCAGGAGGCGCUGCGCUUCACCAUCGGAGAUGGAGACGUCAUCCAGGCCUUGGAUCUUUGUGCGGAGCUGAUGGCCUUGGGGGAAGUCGCCGAGAUCACGACGGAUGCCAAGUACGCCUAUGGAGCACUGGGCAGCCUCGGGGUGCCGGCGGUACCGGGCGGCGCCACGCUGGUGAUGGAGGCGGAGCUGGUGGCGGUGAGCGACGCGCUGGACGCGGGCUCCCUCCCCGUCGACGACCGCGCCGCCCUCGCUCACCGCAAGCGCGAGCGCGGCAACCACUACUUCCAGCGCGGCGACUACACGCACGCCAUCGCCUCGUACGACCGCGCCAUCAAGAUCGCCGACACGGAGAGCUCCGUGGCGAGUAGCGAAGACGAGGACCGCUCCCCGCUGCUCGACGUCAAGCUCAAGUGCCUCAACAACGUGGCGGCCGCGCAGCUGCGCCUGGACCAGCGCGACGCGGCGCUGAGGUCGUGCGAGGCGGCGCUCGCCCUGCAGCCCGACAGCGUCAAGGCGCUCUUCCGCAAGGGCAAGGUUUUGGCACUGCAAGGGGAGUUCUCGCAGGCCGCAGACACGCUCAGGAGGGCCCUCAAGCUUGAGCCGUCGAACAAGACGAUCCAGGCAGAGCUGCACAAGCUCAGGAGGCAGCGCAGCGAGCAGCAGGCCGAAGAAAAGACGCUGUACAAGAAGAUGCUGGGCAACAUGGCCGUGCCUGCCGACGAUGCGGAGCGCGGGAAGCCGGGCUCCUGGGGCCUCCCCUGGAAGUGGGUUUUCGGAGCGGCCACAAUCGCGCUGGGAAGCAUCAUCGUCUCCAUCAUCGUGGCAGCCAGGAGCUAGGUGGCGGCACCUCAACGCUCCCCAUACGAACCUCCUCGACUGCUCCACAAUCGCCCUGCGGCCCCUCCACGAGGGGGUAAACCCUUGCCUUCGGUACCAUCCCCCCCCAAACCCUCCGCACCCUCCACCAAGCACCUGACACCCUCCCGCCACACCCCACCCCACCCCUGAUUCUCCUUGCCCUGUCCGUCGUAUCGAGGUAAACUCGGGGGCCCCCCCCCAUGGCAUCCGUCUGCAGGUACCAGCAAUGGCCAAAAUAUCUGUUGCUGCCGGCCACGCUGUCUUGAGCGGAGGGCGAGUUGUUGGGCAGUGCGUGUUUCUGGUGUUCGGCGUGGUAUCCGACGGGAGCGCUUGGUGGCGAAACGUCGGACAUUGUGCCGAAUUUCGAUUUAAAGCUUUCGUGACUGCAGGGAUUCAUCUUCUUGGUUCUUUCGGUAAAGUCACGUGGAAGGGAAAUAAUAAAAUAAUAAAAAUAAAACAUAAUAAAAUUUCGAUUUAAAGCUUUCGUGACUGCAGGGAUUCAUCUUCUUGGUUCUUUCGGUAAAGUCACGUAGAAGGGAAGUAAUAAAAUAAUAAAAAUAAAACGACGUUUCGGCCACAACGCAAACCAGGUCUGUCGAAGGCGACAGCGUCUCGACAGACCUGGUCUUCGCCUGAGGACGGUUGCUUGCGUUGUGGCGGAAACGUCGUGAGAAUUAUUUUAUGUUUUAUUAUUUUAUUACUUCCCUUCUACGUGACUUUACCGAAAGAACCAAGAAGAUUGUGACGAAUGACAAAGCACAUCGGAGAGCCGAGCAGCACGACUGCGAUCAUCCCCGCGGUGGGUUUUUAACUCUUUGUCUUCCCGCUUCGGAACAUUUUCGGAAGUCUCGGCACGUGGGUCGUUGUGGAGUGGGGUUGUCGAGGUUCCAGCGCGUGUUCUUUAACUUCGCCGCUUCACAAUCGUUUGUCAGUUGGUUCUUGUCUUGCGAUAAAUUCCUUGAAUAAUACGACGAUAAUGAUAAUUACCUUUUAUUGUUAACCUCGGCUGUAACGACGCGGUGGGACACCGCCCAGAACUGAAUAUUUCACUAUUUCCUGGGUCCGCUGGUAAGACCGGAGGAGGUGGCGCUUGACUUGGUAUUCGCCACAAUCCGCAGCCGAAGGUGUGUACUGGAUGUGGUGUGCCGGGUGUGGAAAUAUUUUCCGGGGUCUUCGACUUGGGGGCAGAUGCGGCCAAAAUGAAUCCCUGGACUCUAGAGCAGAAUGCGGAGAUCGUACAAUUCUGGCUCUCUGGCUUAUGUGGCUCCAUGUGUGGCUCCGAAAAGUGAUUAUUCCAGAAGCCAACCUCUAAGGCAAUAAUAAUCAUCUGCUUCCUGCUGCUGCUGCUGUAAUAACGUAUGCAUGCACGGUCGUCGUCGUUUAACUAACCGUGUUAGUGGGGGUGGCAGCAACGUUAUUCGUGCCUCGGUUAGUAUCGAGCACUAAGGUUCACGAGGACACAUGGGCAUCUACGGAUCACGCGUGGCAGAAUGGAUGUCGUAUUUUGGAUCGUGUGAUUAUUGGAUCUGCGUCCCACUAGAGGCAGCUGUAAAUGUCAGCCGAGUCGCUUCGCUGAAUUGGGUGUCGCGACGGAUUUAUGGGAUUGUCCCACCCCGAAAUCUCUAGUGCGUGCUUUGUGUUGUGAUGACGCACACCCCAAGUGCACCUUCCUUGUACUUCACAUGCAACCCAAGUAACUUUUACCCACCAAUGCGCCCAUGUCUUGAGUCGAUUCAAGUCUGAAACCGCACGGAACACAUUGUUUUAGAGAAUAACACGAAAGUGAAUCAAAUUCUCAAGUAAAAAAAAAAAUCUACGGGGCAAGCUGGUUCAGUCGUAAGGAACGCUUGCAAGCAUUUUUCAGUCCCAUCGAACCAGCGGCAUAGCUGUUGAUUGUGCCAGGCUCUGAAGAGAGGGAUUAGGAUGGGACGGGGGGUUGGGCGGGGGGGAUUGUGCCCAUUUCAUUCCUUGUAUUGGAGGCCGAUGAGUUGAACAAAACCAAGUAUCCUGAUUGCAAAUGUGAAUCUCAACAAGAGUGGGACCGGGUCCGCGUGAAACGCCCCUUCACGUGACGCGUUCAACAUUACUCCGGUGUAAAGUUCGUCGGAAAUUCUACCGAUUGGGCCCCUGGGCGUCUUGCGUGACCAGACUUUAUCUCUGUGGUCUGGGGGUGUGAGGUUGAGGGACUAAGUUAUAACCAGGAUCGAGUCGAGCCUGGUCAAUUGUCCACCCAUCCCACCGGCGGUCAUCUGCACCCGACUCUGGGUGCAGAUGACCCUGGGUGGCCCCCUUGAAGAGAAUCUUAACGCCUCCCGGCGCUUCACCAAAGUUGCUCGAACUGCAGCGCAGAGGUCGCAACCGGGUACCCGAUACCCGUACCCUACCCGAUACCCGGCCGGGUACGGGUAGGGUACGGGUACGGCCGGGUACGGGUACCCGUUUACGACCCUGGUGCGGCCGGGUACGGGUAAGGAAUCAAAACCCGUUUGCGACCUCUGCCGCAGCGUUCCAGAGGACGGAUGUCUCCGAUUUCCCCGUGGCUGCUCAUGGUACCAAUUUCCUGGUCAUCGCCCCCCACCCCCCCAUUCUCCCCCCCCACCACCAAAAAAUUUAAGACCAAACUUUUUUUCCACCGUUUUUUUUUGCAAGCACAUACGUGUGUCUGGGAAAUUAAAGAGGAUUACUAGUUAUUGUGUCGCGUCCUAUUUAACGUUAAUACUAUGAAUGAUCUGUAUAAAUGUUUAUCGAAUUAUUUGGAAAUAAAUUAAUUACAUAGUCUGUG
This is a messenger RNA of Lethenteron reissneri (Far Eastern brook lamprey), 4419 nucleotides long. It is a transcript of the gene FKBP8, whose product is annotated as FKBP prolyl isomerase 8. Gene Ontology annotation, cellular component: membrane; cytosol; endomembrane system. Gene Ontology annotation, molecular function: protein binding; peptidyl-prolyl cis-trans isomerase activity; protein folding chaperone. The record is from RefSeq and is a predicted model, not a curated record. Lineage: Eukaryota; Metazoa; Chordata; Hyperoartia; Petromyzontiformes; Petromyzontidae. Gene Ontology annotation, biological process: protein folding; negative regulation of apoptotic process.